This is a messenger RNA of Oryza brachyantha (malo sina), 4712 nucleotides long. Its product is annotated as ABC transporter D family member 1. Bases 267 to 4241 code for a protein of 1324 amino acids. Gene Ontology annotation, molecular function: ABC-type transporter activity; ATP binding; long-chain fatty acid transmembrane transporter activity. The transcript has 26 exons. The record is from RefSeq and is a predicted model, not a curated record. Gene Ontology annotation, cellular component: peroxisomal membrane. Lineage: Eukaryota; Viridiplantae; Streptophyta; Magnoliopsida; Poales; Poaceae. Gene Ontology annotation, biological process: fatty acid beta-oxidation; very long-chain fatty acid catabolic process; long-chain fatty acid import into peroxisome.
UAUUUACUACUGCAACAGUGUUGCAAUCCAUUGCCAAUUUCAGUAGGAGUAUCUCUCAUUCGCGGCAUCUACUGCAUGCUCCUCUCCACCACCCUCGUCGCCGGCGAUCUACCUCGCCGGCCUGACUCCGCCGAGAUCGAGCGAUGAUGAUGAUGGUGCGUUGCGGCGGCGGGAGAGGCGGCUUGAUUCCGCGCUCGAGUGUCUACUGUUUUUUAUAGAUAGCAGACAAGAUCUUCUCCUGCGCUUCGACCACAGCAGCGAGCGAGAUGCCAUCCCUGCAGCUGCUGCAGUUGACGGAGCAUGGACGAGGACUCUUGGCAUCAAGAAGGAAAACUCUUGCGGUUGUUUCCGGUGCGCUGCUUGCCGGAGGAGCUUUGGCUUAUGCACGCUCAAGCCAAGGCCAACGGAGAAGGCGUUCAGAGGAGAAUUAUGGUGAUGAUGCCAGUGCAUUGGCGAGGAAUGGAGACAGGACGGCUCAAAAUGGUGUGGAUGGUAGAUUGGCCGGGACAAAGCGAAGGAAAGGUAGCCUGAGAUCUUUGCAUUUCCUUGCUGCCAUCCUACUGAAGAAGAUUGGACCAAAUGGCACCCGCUACCUUAUUGGCUUGAUGUUAACAGCGGUGUUGCGUACUGCUGUGGGGCAUAGACUAGCAAGAGUCCAAGGCUAUUUGUUUAGGGCAGCAUUUCUUCGGCGUGUUCCAACCUUUACACGCCUAAUCAUCGAAAAUCUAAUCCUAUGCUUUCUUCAAUCCACUGUAUACCAGACCUCAAAAUACUUAACAGGGUCUUUGAGUCUGCGUUUCAAGAAAAUUUUGACAGAUCUUGUCCAUGCUGAUUAUUUUCAGAAUAUGGUUUACUACAAAAUUUCACAUGUGGAUCAUCGAAUAUCAAACCCAGAGCAAAGGAUUGCUAGUGAUAUUCCAAAGUUCUGUUCUGAACUAAGUGAACUUGUACAGGAUGAUCUAGCUGCAGUCGCAGAAGGAUUAAUAUACACCUGGCGUCUAUGUUCUUAUGCAAGUCCAAAAUACAUGGCCUGGAUUGUGGCAUAUAUACUAGUAGCAGGUGGAGCAAUUAGAAAUUUCUCCCCUGCUUUUGGCAAGCUGAAAUCCAUGGAACAGCAACUAGAAGGAGAUUAUCGUCAACUUCAUUCACGAUUAAGAACUCACGCUGAGAGUGUGGCAUUUUAUGGUGGUGAGAGUAGAGAAGCACAUUAUAUUAUGCAGCGGUUCAAGGCUCUUAUUAGGCACCUGAAUCGUGUACUACAUGAGAACUGGUGGUUCGGCAUGAUUCAAGAUUUCUUUCUGAAGUAUUUUGGUGCAACUGUAGCAGUCGUCCUCAUUAUUGAACCUUUCUUCUCUGGCCACCUCAGACCUGAUUCAUCUACACUAGGAAGGGCUGAAAUGUUAAGUAAUCUUCGAUAUCACACAAGCGUGAUCAUAUCACUAUUUCAGUCUCUUGGGAUCCUAUCUAUAAGCACAAGACGCUUAAAUAUUCUAAGUGGAUAUGCAGACCGCAUUCGUGAGUUACUGGAUGUUUCACGCGAAUUGUCUGGCGUUCGUGAUAGAUCAUUAAAUCAUAAUUCCCCUGCUGGAAAUUAUAUCAGUGAAGCAAACCAUAUAGAAUUUUCAGGUGUUAAGGUGGUGACACCUGCUAACAAUGUCUUGGUUGAUGAUUUAACUCUGCGAGUAGAAAGGGGUUCUAAUCUUUUGAUCACUGGUCCGAAUGGUAGUGGAAAAAGCUCUCUUUUUCGGGUCCUUGGAGGCUUAUGGCCAUUAGUUUCUGGUCAUAUUGUCAAACCUGGUGUUGGCUCUGAUCUUAAUAAGGAAAUUUUCUAUGUCCCCCAAAGACCAUAUACAGCUGUUGGCACGCUUCGUGAACAGUUAAUUUAUCCUCUUACAGCAGAUCAGGAGACUGAACCCCUUAGCUAUGAUGGCAUGGUGGACCUUCUAAAGAAUGUUGAUUUGGAAUACCUGCUAGAACGCUAUCCUCUUGAUAAGGAAGUUAAUUGGGGUGAUGAGCUCUCCCUUGGUGAGCAACAAAGAUUAGGAAUGGCAAGGUUAUUCUACCAUAAACCAAAGUUCGCCAUCCUUGAUGAGUGUACUAGUGCUGUGACAAUUGAUAUGGAAGAACGUUUUUGCAAAAAGGUUCGAGCAAUGGGAACAUCAUGCAUAACAAUAUCUCAUCGCCCAGCUUUAGUUGCAUUUCACGAUAUAGUUUUGUCUUUGGAUGGUGAAGGAGGGUGGGAUGUCCAGCAUAGAAGGGAUGGCUCAUCAUUUUCUACUGAAGAGUCUGACUAUGCAUCAUUGGAAACUGAUCGUAAAUCUGAUGCGCUUACUGUUCAAAGGGCAUUUAUGGGCAGGGCAAAGAGCAACGCUUCAAAGACCAAGGAACAUUCUUACACUACAAAGGUUAUAGCAACUUCCCCCAGGUUGGAAAUAGAACAAACAGCACAAACACAUAAAGUUCCACAUUUACGAUGCUUCCCAAGACCUCUGCCUCCCAGAGUAGUUGCAAUGGUUAAAAUAUUGGUUCCUAAGCUAUUUGACAAACAAGGAGGACAAUUGCUUGCUGUUGCUCUACUUGUUUUCUCUCGAACUUGGAUUUCAGAUCGAAUUGCUUCACUGAAUGGGACAACUGUUAAGUUUGUCUUGGAGCAGGAUAAAGUUGCCUUUAUGCGUCUGAUUGGUAUCAGUAUUCUGCAAAGUGCAGCAAAUUCUUUUGUGGCCCCAUCUUUGAGAACCCUUACUGCCGGACUUGCCCUUGGAUGGCGAAUUCGCCUGACCAAUCAUUUGCUUCAAUACUAUUUGAAAAGAAAUGCAUUCUACAAGGUAUUCAACAUGUCAGGUAAAAGUAUUGAUGCAGAUCAAAGAUUGACACUUGAUGUGGAUAAGUUGACCACUGACCUUGCUGGUUUGGUUACUGGAAUGGUAAAACCACUUGUUGACAUCCUUUGGUUCACAUGGAGAAUGAAGCUUUUGUCUGGGCGAAGAGGAGUUGCUAUAUUGUAUGCAUACAUGCUGUUCGGUUUGGGCUUUCUGAGAGCUGUAUCCCCCGACUUUGGUCAUCUUGCAGGCCAAGAACAAGAACUCAAAGGAACUUUCAGGUUCAUGCACUCGAGACUGCGGACACACGCUGAAUCAAUUGCUUUCUUUGGUGGUGGAUCAAGAGAAAAAGCAAUGGUUGAGGCUAAAUUCAAGAAACUGCUUGACCACUCAAAGAUUCUGUUGAGGAAACAGUGGCUUUAUGGUAUUGUUGAUGAUUUUGUGACAAAGCAACUCCCUCACAAUGUAACAUGGGGUCUUAGUUUGUUAUAUGCUCUGGAGCACAAGGGUGACAGAGCUUUGACUUCAACUCAAGGUGAGCUGGCACAUGCUCUGCGGUUCUUGGCAUCUGUGGUGUCACAAAGCUUCAUAGCCUUUGGUGACAUUCUUGAGUUACAUAAAAAGUUCCUUGAACUUUCGGGUGGAAUAAACAGGAUAUUUGAGCUUGAGGAGCUUCUUCGUGUAGCUCAAAGGGAUACCGUUGCAUCUUCCGAUGUUGUUAGUGCAGCCUCAGAAGAAAUUAUUUCAUUUUAUGAAGUGGAUAUUGUAACACCAUCACGGAAACUAUUAGCUAGCAAGCUGUCAUGCAAUGUGCAACAAGGAAAAAGCCUUCUUCUGACUGGCCCCAAUGGUAGUGGAAAGAGUUCUAUUUUUAGAGUGCUCAGAGAUUUAUGGCCAGUGUCUUCAGGGAGAGUUACCAAACCCUCAGAUGGGAUGUUUCAUGUUCCGCAGCGUCCAUAUACCAGCCUGGGUACUCUGAGAGAUCAGAUCAUAUACCCUCUCUCGAGGGAGGAAGCAGAGAUGAAAAUUUCUUCAUUAUACAACUCUGGUAACAGGUCCAGUGCUUCUGAUCUGCUGGAUGAUCACCUGAAGACAAUUCUAGUGAAUGUUCGGCUGGUCUAUCUUUUGGAAAGAGAAGGGUGGGACUCAACUUCAAACUGGGAAGAUGUUUUAUCAUUGGGAGAACAGCAGAGGCUCGGAAUGGCUCGUUUGUUUUUCCACCAUCCUAAAUUUGGUAUCCUUGAUGAAUGCACGAAUGCUACAAGCGUUGAUGUUGAAGAGCAUUUGUACAAGCUAGCAACUAGCAUGGGCAUAACUGUGAUCACUUCCUCGCAAAGGCCAGCUUUGAUUCCCUUCCAUUCCUUGGAGUUGAAGCUCAUCGAUGGAGAAGGGAACUGGGAGUUAUGUGAGAUCCACCAAUGACCAGUCUGGAUUUCCUGGCAUUAGACUCCCCAGCUGCUGCUGCUGCUGAUGCUGCUUGUUGAUAUCAGGCUGCACUAGCAGUUUGUACAAUUGCAAAGCAGCUAUUGUGAGUGAGAAGUACAGGGUUGCAGUCUCAUUAUAUUUUUCUCAAGAAAGUAAGGACAUGGUCGGCUAUUUGACAUCAAAGAUGGCAUUGUAGUUUAGUUCAUACGAGGUAGGUGAUGGGAGUUGCAGGGAUGAGCAUAGAGAGAGGUGUUUGUUUUAGUAGUAGAUAAUAUCAUAAUAAUAAGGUGAUAGUACAGUACAGAUUUCCCAGACCUGUUAACCCAACCUAUUGUUGAUAUUUGAUUCGAUAAGUAAUAAUGUGGCUACCUGCUUUGCUGCCAUCAAGUUAUGGCAUGUAUGUAGAAACCAACUGUUAAAUCGUAUGUAAAUGCCAAGUGAUUCUUGAAGAUUCGGUUUGAAGCAACA